GUCGCUUGUUCCUUCUGUCACAGAGUUGAUACUGGCUGAGUUUCUUUACCUUCAGUAUGAAGAUACGGAGAAGCUAUUUACUUGUACAUAAACUUCGCCGGAACAACCAAGUUCAUGGCUGAGUUUAGUUUGUUUGGAAGUAAAUGGGGUGUUUGAGGUUGUCAGCUAUCUGUCUUUUUGACUUAAACAAUUAAAUGAAGUUGGGCAGUUUAGGCGACUCAUGCUCUUUUUUUAGUAAGACUUCUCAGUUCUACAAUCUAAGGAUUUGGAGAUGGGAGAGGGGAUGGCUUGGAAGAACCAAGAGCAACUAGGAAAUAGCAGUAUCUAUCAAUUACAAGAAUAGCAUGGCAAGCUUGGACCCUAAACCAACCAUGAUUAGCAGCUACUACUAUCUACUAUGUUUCUUCCCCAUUCGUUUUUUUUUAAUCUGGUAUUUGCGACCCAUGCUGUAGAAUGGCCAACUGAAAGAGCAGGAAGAAAAGCCACCUACCUACUUCACAAAUAAAAUAGUACAAGAAUUUAUAUUUAUGCACACUUACCCUCUGGAAAAAACACACUUGUAAUCUUCCUUCCCGCUGGCCGACGUCAAUUUAAACGUGCCAAUGCUUGAAAUUUUUCAAUAUCAAUUUAUGAUUACAAAACCUGCAAAAACAGAACAAAAUUAAAGAGUGCUCUCACCCCUAAUUUUUGAAGUCAUUAACUUAAAAUUCUCCACCACAAGUGACAGCACUCUAAGAGCUUAGCUACUUGCUUACUGGUUUGACAGUCGUGGCAGUGCGUUGCAACCUACCAAAUGAUGGCUUUUGGGUGGGUUAUUGCAGUUGUUUCUAAACUAGCGCCUUUCUCUUCAUGGCUUUUGGGUGGGUUAUUGCAGUUGUUACUAAACUAACGCUUUUCUCUUCUGAGUCGGUCAACAAUACUUAUCAGCCUAUUAAAGAUGGUAGUACUGAUUUAGAUUUGAUAGGACAGACUUGGUGUUGGUGGGAUUUUACGAUCAGAUUUUGUUUUUGACUAAAAACAAGCUACGUUUAAGAGGUAACGCUACAUGAUUCUAUGGUAACGUAAUCAUAUUAAGAGUUCACUAACGUCGGUCUACUCCAUCUUCUUGUUAUUGUCCACAAAGACAAGAGAAGCAAAGUCUCCAUUCCUCAUUUUCCAUUGACCUGCCAAAUGUCCAAAAUUUUAAUUACUUUCCUGUAGAAAAUGUAGAAUAUGUUAAGGUUUACCGGGUCUUUCACGUUUGCCACGCUAAUUUGUUAAAAUCUUCGAAUUGUUGACAAGGAGUCCUGCUAUAUUCAUAUUGACAUCUUCAAGAUUAGGCUAUUCAUAGAUUGGUGCAAAAACUUUCGUUUCUGAGCUUAGAAUGGAUCACAGAUUGAAGAAGGCUGCUGAGAAUGGAGAUGUAGAUAUGCUAUAUGCGUUACUCGCUCAGGAUCCAUACCUUUUGGAUCGUAUUGAUCAGAUUCCAAUUGUUGAGACUCCAUUACAUGUUGCUGCAUGCUUUGGGAUGACUCAUUUUGCUUUGGAAAUUGCUACCCUGAAGCCAUCUCUUGCACUUAAGCUGAACCAUAUUGGCCUUAGCCCCAUGCAUCUGGCUCUACAAAAUGGACAUAUCCACACAGUAAGAGGGCUUAUAACAAUUGAUCCUGAGCUCAUUCGGGUAAAAGGAAGGGGGAGGUUUACUCCUUUGCACUAUGUAGCUGGAACAGAAGAACUCGAUCUCUUGGCUGAAUUUUUAUCAGUUUGUCCAGGUUCCAUCGAGGAUUUAACUGUUCGUUGUGAGACUGCAGUUCAUGUUGCUGUGAAAAAUCACAAGUCUAGAGCUGUUAAUGUCCUGGUUGGUUGGCUUAAGCGUGUGAACAAGGAAGAGAUCCUGAACUGGAAGGAUGAGGAUGGUAACACUAUCUUGCAUAUUACAGCAUGUACAAAUCAACCCGAGGUCAUGAAGUCAAUUAUUAGGAAUGUGAAUGUGAAUGCAAAGAAUCUCCAAGAUUUAACAGCUAUGGACAUCUGCCUUCAACACGAAUUACAGCAGACAGAAGUUGGGGAUAUUCUUCGCAGUGCCAAAGCUAAACGGGCUUCAUCUCUUGCUACCUUUACCAUAAGCCUUGCAAAUUACUUAAGUCAGGAACUAUCGCUCCUAGAGAAAAGGGACAAGUACCUAGGGCUUAAAGGCCAAAAUAAAAGGAAAUCCCCCAGCAACAUCGGAAAUGUAAUACUUGUGGUGGCUAUAUUGAUGGCAACAGCCGCUUACCAAGCUGUUCUCAGCCCUCCAGGUGGAUUUUGGCAAGAUGACUACAAUCCGCCAGUCAACAACACCUACAAUCUCUCUGCCACAAACCUGAGGAAUGGAGAUCAGCGACCACAUUGGGCAGGAGAUAUGAUCAACUCCCCAACGAAUAUCAUCUUCUUUUUCACCCUUAAUAGUGCGACCUUUUAUGCAUCCGUAUCCACCAUUCUUAUAAUCAUAAUGGGGCUCCCUUACUCUACCACAUUAUAUAUUUCAGCAUGUUUUUUCUUAUUAGCUUAUUCGUCUUUAUUGGCAGACACCUACCCCUAUCCGCCUCAUCAAAGUUUAACAAAGAAAGUUGCAGGUCUUGCAUAUGUGCAUGUAACUUACCUGUUCUCGGCCAUGAUUAUCGUGAUUACGUUGGUGGCAUUUGUUCGACAUAAGAGGCGGAAGUGGAGAGUAGAUUUUCUGACAAGAAAUCUGGGGGAUGCUAUAUGAACAUGUAAAACCUGCAGACAAUUUCCUCUAACACAUUAUGUUUCACCCAUAGUUAGCAUGGGGCUGUUUCGACUUACGAGUUUCCGCUGU
Durio zibethinus is the source of this 2818-nucleotide messenger RNA. The record is from RefSeq and is a predicted model, not a curated record. NCBI's taxonomy places the organism in Eukaryota, Viridiplantae, Streptophyta, Magnoliopsida, Malvales, Malvaceae.